GGGGGGGUGUUAUUAUGGGAUGUCUGCCCCCCCUGAUCUCUUUGUGUGUGAGGAUGUUAGCUUACUGGUCAGUGACGCUGGGGGAAAAGAGACGGGGGAAGGAGUAGGCGACGUGUUUGGCGGAUUGGAAUUUGAAAAAGCUUUUUGACCGCUGGAUUUUACAAACUACAUUUCACUGACAUAAUACUAACUUCCUAGAUAAUAAUCCUUACAUUAUACGACGACGAAGUGUGUUUUUCUUGGAAUUAAUUCACCUCCACCGCCCCCGACUCCUUGUCAACGACUCGCCAUUUGCCCCCCUCCCUAGCUGACAAGAUAACCCUAAAGAGGGGCUAGUAAGAAAUAAAUACUUUAUAGCAAUACAGUUAAUAAUAUAGUUUGGUGUGGUUAUAAACGUGUCAAACAUCAUGUCGGGCAGUGAAGACGACAGAGAUGACUUCGGACCAACGGAUGAAAGUGCACUUGUACACGAUGAGGAGGAGCCUGAAGAGCCCGCUGAGGUGGAGGCCCCAAAAUCCAAAAAGAAGAAGAAGGCCAAGAAGAGCCGCGAGAGCAGGAGCAGUAAGAGGCAGAAACCCCCCAGAGAGCAGGAAGUGCCAGUGAGUUCUCCUGAACCUCUGGAGGCUGUGGGUCUGGCAGAGCCUGAGGAGGAGAGGGAGAGGGAGGGGGCCAGGUCGGAGAGUGAGGGGAGUGACUACGCCCCCAGCAAGAAGAAGAAGAAGAAGUCCAGCUCGUCCAAAGACAGAAAGAAACCAUCUGCUGCAGAAAAGAGCAGUGGUGGCAAGAACAAAAGGAAAGAUCCGGAGCCCGAGGAUGAGGAAGAUGACGACGAUGAUGGUCAGGAACCUAAGACAUCAGCCCAGCUGUUGGAGAACUGGGGCAUGAAGGAUAUCGAUUACAGCUUCACCCAGCAGGAUUACAGUUCCUUAACUAACUACAAAGCCUUCAGCCAGUUUGUCAGGCCGCUCAUAGCAGCAAAGAACCCCAAGAUCGCUGUGUCUAAGAUGAUGAUGGUCCUGGGGGCCAAGUGGCGAGAGUUCAGCACCAACAAUCCCCUCCGUGGGUCUGCCAGCGCCAGCGCAGCCCUGGCCGCAGCCAACGUGGCCGUCGCCGUGGAGAGCAUGGUGUCCGGGGGCAACGGGACAGAGGGAGCGGGCACGACUGGGACCACCACACCUGCUAAUGCCCCCUCAGAGCCACCUCCGCCCCCUCCCCCUACCCCACCUGUGCCUCAACAGCCAGCUGCACCGCCGCCACCACCUGCUCCGCCAUUGCGCAAGGCCAAGACCAAAGAGGGCAAAGGCCCCAAUGCUCGCAAGAAGAGCAAGCCAACCCCAAAGCCGGCAGACAAGAAGUCCAAAGCCAAGAAGGUGGCGCCCCUCAAAAUCAAACUGGGCAGCUUCAAGAGGAAGCGUUCCUCGAGCGGAGAGGACGAGGAGGGCGACAGUGACGUUGACCACUUCUCCGUGUCCGACGGCUCCAGCCGAAGCAGCCGCUCCAAGAAGAAGCCCAAGAGCUCCAAAAAAAAGAAGAAAGUGGAUGAGGAUGCUGAUGGCUAUGAGACUGACCAUCAGGACUACUGUGAGGUGUGUCAGCAGGGCGGCGAGAUCAUCCUGUGUGACACGUGCCCCAGAGCCUACCACAUGGUGUGCCUGGACCCCGACAUGGAGAAGGCCCCCGAGGGCACCUGGAGCUGCCCGCACUGCGAAAAGGAGGGCAUCCAGUGGGAGGCGCGUGAGGAGAGCUCGGACGGGGAAGAGGAGGCGGAGGAGGCGCGGGCUGUUGAGGGGGAGGUGGAGGAGGACGACCACCACAUGGAGUUCUGCCGCGUGUGCAAAGAUGGCGGCGAGCUGCUGUGCUGCGACACGUGCCCCUCCUCCUACCACCUGCACUGCCUCAACCCACCCCUGCCCGACAUCCCCAACGGCGAGUGGAUCUGCCCACGCUGCCUGUGUCCAGGAAUGAAGGGGAAGGUCCAGAAGGUUCUGAUUUGGCGCUGGGGUAAAGCCCCACCCCCUAUCGAGGUGCCUCGCCCGCCAGACCUCCCGACCGACGCCCCCGACCCCAAGCCAAUGAUGGGGCGCCCCGAGAGGGAGUUCUUCGUCAAGUGGUGCAACAUGUCCUACUGGCACUGCUCCUGGGUGCUGGAGCUACAGCUGGAGCUGAACUGCCAGGUGAUGUUCCGUAACUACCAGCGUAAGACGGACAUGGACGAGCCCCCGAGUGUGGACCUGGGCGCCGAGGGAGACGAGGACAAGAGCACCAAGAGGAAGAGCAAAGACCCGAUGUACGCUCGCAUGGACGACGAGUUUGGACGCUACGGGGUCAAGAUGGAGUGGCUCCUCAUUCACCGAAUCCUUAACCACAGCGCGGAUAAGAAGGGCAAUGCGCACUACCUGAUCAAGUGGAGGGACCUGCCCUACGACCAGUCCACAUGGGAGAGCGAGGAGAUGGACGUCCCCGACUUUGACUCCUUCAAACAACACUACUGGAACCACAGAGAUCUGAUGAUUGGAGAGGAGCCCAGGCCAGGGAAGAAGCUGAAGAAGGUGAAAGUGAAGAAGAUGGAGAAGCCUCCAGCUAACCCAGUGGUUGAUCCCACCAUCAAGUUUGACCGCCAGCCGGACUACCUGGACUCCACGGGGGGCACGCUGCACCCGUACCAGCUGGAGGGCCUGAACUGGCUGCGCUUCUCCUGGGCGCAGGGCACCGACACCAUCCUGGCCGACGAGAUGGGCCUGGGCAAGACUGUCCAGACCGCAGUGUUCCUCUACUCCCUCUACAAGGAGGGUCACUCUAAGGGUCCAUUCCUGGUGAGCGCCCCUCUGUCCACCAUCAUAAACUGGGAGCGUGAGUUUGAGAUGUGGGCCCCCGACAUGUACGUGGUCACCUACGUGGGGGACAAGGACAGCAGGGCCGUCAUCCGCGAGAACGAGUUCAGCUUUGAGGACAACGCCAUCCGCGGAGGGAAGAAGGCCUCCAAGAUGAAGAAAGAGGCAGGGGUGAAGUUUCACGUGCUGCUGACCUCGUAUGAGCUGAUCACCAUUGACCAGGCCAUCCUGGGCUCCAUCGACUGGGCCUGUCUGGUGGUGGACGAGGCGCACCGGCUCAAGAACAACCAAUCAAAGUUCUUCCGGGUGUUGAAUAACUACCCCCUCCAGCACAAGCUGCUGCUGACAGGCACUCCUCUGCAGAAUAACCUGGAGGAGCUGUUCCAUCUGCUUAACUUCCUCACUCCAGAGAGGUUCAAUAAGCUUGAGAUUUUUCUGGAGGAGUUUGCCGACAUCGCUAAGGAAGACCAGAUCAAGAAGCUACAUGACAUGCUGGGCCCGCACAUGCUCAGAAGGCUCAAAGCGGACGUGUUCAAACACAUGCCCUCCAAAACAGAGCUCAUCGUCCGAGUGGAGCUCAGCCCCAUGCAGAAGAAGUACUACAAGUUUGUGCUGACGCGCAACUUUGAGGCAUUGAACACACGUGGUGGUGGCAACCAGACGUCUCUGCUCAACGUGGUGAUGGACUUGAAGAAGUGCUGCAAUCACCCCUACCUCUUCCCCAAUGCUGCCCAAGAAGCCCCCAAGAUGCCCAAUGGGAUGUAUGAGGGGAUUGCCCUGACAAAGGCUGCUGGGAAACUCAUGCUGCUGUACAAGAUGCUCAAAAAACUCAAGGAAGGGGGCCACAGGGUCCUCAUAUUCUCCCAGAUGACUAAGAUGUUAGACCUGCUGGAGGACUUCCUGGAGAAUGAAGGCUACAAAUACGAGCGCAUUGAUGGAGGUGUAACUGGGUCCAUGAGACAGGAGGCCAUUGAUAGGUUCAACGCUCCUGGUGCUCCUCAGUUUGUGUUCCUCCUGUCGACUCGAGCGGGGGGCCUGGGCAUCAACCUGGCAACCGCUGACACCGUCAUCAUCUACGACUCCGACUGGAACCCCCACAAUGACAUCCAGGCUUUCAGCAGAGCUCACCGGAUUGGUCAGAAUAAGAAGGUGAUGAUCUAUCGCUUUGUCACCAAGGCCUCUGUGGAAGAACGGAUCACUCAGGUUGCCAAGAAGAAGAUGAUGUUGACCCAUCUGGUGGUUAGGCCCGGUCUGGGUUCUAAGGCGGGCUCCAUGUCCAAACAAGAGCUGGACGACAUCCUUAAGUUUGGGACGGAGGAGCUCUUCAAGGACGAGCUCAGGGGGGACGCUGAGGGAGACAACAAGGAGGAGGACAGCAGUGUGAUUCACUACGACGACAAGGCCAUCGACGGCCUGCUGGACCGUAACCGGGACGCCACAGAGGACAACGAGAUGCAGAGCAUGAACGAGUACCUCAGCUCCUUCAAGGUGGCCCAGUACGUGGUUAAGGACGAGGAAGAGGAGGAGGAGGAGGAGGAGCGUGAGAUUAUUAAGCAGGAGGAGAGCGUGGACCCAGACUACUGGGAGAAGCUGCUGCGCCACCACUACGAGCAGCACCAGGAGUACCUGGGCCGUGACCUGGGCAAGGGCAAGCGCCCGCGCAAGCCCGUCAACUACAACGACUGCUCGCAGGAGGACCGAGGUAGUAGACGGGAUUGGCAGGAUGACCAGUCUGACAACCAAUCAGAUUACUCUGUGGCUUCAGAGGAGGGUGAUGAAGACUUUGACGAGCGGGCUGAAGCUAACUCUCGCCGGCCGAACCGAAAGGGACUGAGGAACGACAGAGACAAGCCACUGCCCCCCCUACUGGCCAGAGUUGGCGGCAACAUCGAGGUGUUGGGCUUUAAUGCUCGUCAGAGGAAGGCCUUCCUGAAUGCAGUGAUGCGUUAUGGGAUGCCUCCACAGGACGCCUUCACCACCCAGUGGCUGGUCAGGGACCUGCGGGGGAAAUCAGAGAAGGAGUUCAAAGCGUACGUGUCUCUCUUCAUGCGGCACCUGUGUGAACCGGGAGCCGACGGGGCGGAGACGUUUGCAGACGGGGUCCCACGGGAGGGGUUGUCACGGCAACACGUCCUAACACGCAUCGGUGUGAUGUCACUGAUUCGCAAGAAGGUUCAGGAGUUUGAGCAUGUGAAUGGCCAGUGGUCAAUGCCCUGGAUGAAGGAGCUGGAGGAGAGCAAGAAAGCCGCUGCAGUUGCCACGGGCGACGACCCGAAGACGCCCUCCACGGGGACACCAGCAGAUACCCAACCUAACACACCAGCCCCAGAGGAGGCCUCUAAGACUGAGGAUCCCAAGGAUGCGGAUGAGAAGAUGGAGGGAGAGGGAGAGACGGACGUGAAGAGGGUGAAGGCUGAUGAACCUGAGAUCAUUGAGAUCCCUGAUGAGAGUGACAAGCCGCCCAGCCCAGAGACCGAAGAGAAGAAAGCGGCCGACGGCGACCCUAAACCCACCCCGUCAGAGGAUGGCGCGAGCGCAGAGACGGAGAAAGAGAAACCGAAGGACGGCGGAGAGAAGGAGGAAAAAACGAAAGAGUCGUCGGAGGAGGAGAGCAGCUCGUCCUCAGAACUGAAGGCCGAGGGGGCGGAGGAAACAAAGGCCAAAGAGGAAUGUAAGGAGGAAAAAAUGGACACGAGCUCUGCAGCGGAGGAGAAAAAAGAACCAAAGGAGGAGAAAGAUGGCGUGAAGACGGAGGAGAGUGGGAAGCUGCAGAAUGGAGAGAGCGUGAAGGAGGGCAGUGCAGGAGUGGAUGGAGUGACUGAGGAGAAGAAGAAAGCAGCAGCCAAACAGCGCUUCAUGUUCAACAUCGCAGACGGAGGCUUUACCGAACUGCACUCCCUGUGGCAGAAUGAGGAGAGGGCUGCCACUGUCACCAAGAAGACCUACGAGAUCUGGCACCGUCGCCAUGACUACUGGCUCCUGGCUGGUAUCAUACAACACGGGUACGCUCGCUGGCAGGACGUGCAGAACGACGUGCGCUUCGCCAUCCUCAACGAGCCCUUCAAGGGAGAGAUGAGCCGAGGGAACUUCCUGGAGAUCAAGAACAAGUUCCUCGCACGCCGCUUCAAGCUGUUGGAGCAGGCCCUGGUGAUCGAGGAGCAGCUGCGCAGGGCUGCGUACCUGAACAUGUCUGAGGACCCGUCCCACCCCAGCAUGGCCCUCAACACGCGCUUCAGCGAGGUCGAGUGUCUGGCCGAGUCCCACCAGCACCUCAGCAAGGAGUCCAUGUCAGGAAACAAGCCCGCUAAUGCAGUGCUUCAUAAAGUUCUCAAACAAUUGGAGGAGCUGCUCAGCGACAUGAAGGCUGAUGUCACCCGUCUCCCAGCAACCAUCGCCCGGAUACCACCGGUUGCUGUGCGGCUGCAGAUGUCAGAGCGGAACAUUCUGAGUCGGCUGGCGAGUCGCGGGCCAGAGGUCACGCAGACGCAGACGCCCCGCUGACCUCUCCGUGACCCCUCAGGGAAGGAGGAUGGAGUCCCGCACUCGUUUUAGUCUCACUCCUCGUCUCCUCCUCUCCCCUCCUCCUCCUCCUCUUCUGGAGGAUUCUACUGUAUAUAAUCACCCGCCCUCCCCCAGAAGCACAGGAGGGCACCAUGGUAACUGUUGCCACGGUAGUUGUCUCCAUGGAGAAAAGCAGGGAUGAUAUUCAGGCACCUCAACGCGCACUUCCCCCCCCCCCCCCCCCUUUUUUGCCUCAGAAUCUCUCCAUCGUUCUAUUUUUCCUCUCUCUUUUCUGUGCACCUGCUCUGCAUUCAGCGCGGGGUGAAAUGUAGAGAAACUUUUGGCCUGAUGCUUCUGACACACACACACACACACACACACAGACAAACACGCAGAGAGGGCGAGCGAGAGAGAGAGAGAAAGAGAGACAGAUGUACACUCACAUAGAUGGAAUGACACGUCACAUGCUAGCACUGAUGUGUUGCCAGGGUCUCACUCACCAAAGCCAUCUCCCCAAUCUUAGAAACAUACUCUUUGUUUUCUAAAAGCAAUAAAACACAAAUGCUUUUGUGAGCAAUUGAAAUAACACGGAAGGGAAGUUCAUGUUAUUUGUAAUGUUUUUUUUUAUGAGUUCAAUCAGGUUCCAGGUUCCUCUAAGAGACAGACCCUGCUGGAGUGUUGACUCUUCACAUUAACUUACAUGAUGACAGGGGCCUACUUCACUUCCUGGAGUGAGUGAGUGUGUGUGUGUGUGUGUGUGUGUGUGUGUGUGUGUGUGUGUGUGUGUGUGUGUG
Molecule: messenger RNA, 7126 nt
Organism: Clupea harengus (Atlantic herring)
Lineage: Eukaryota; Metazoa; Chordata; Actinopteri; Clupeiformes; Clupeidae
Gene: chd4b
Product: chromodomain helicase DNA binding protein 4b
Biological process (GO): chromatin remodeling
Cellular component (GO): nucleus; chromatin; NuRD complex
Molecular function (GO): ATP binding; DNA binding; histone binding
Source: RefSeq, a predicted model, not a curated record